CUACUAAUUCAAACUAGUAGUAGUUUUUCACUUGGUUAGGACGGUGGUAACUAUUGUACAAUUAGCACCGUAACUCCUCCCCUAUAUACGACAUAAAUAUUUUUUUGGAUACGAACUCAUACUAAUAAUUGGAACACGGGUUGGGUCAGGUUCUACGGGUUGUGUAAUCCAAAAUCCAAACACAACCCAAAAGAGGCGGGUUGUACAAAAGAAAACCCUCACCCAACCCAAAACCUUCGAUUUAGCGAUAAAUACAGUUAGAUUGGGUCGGGUUGGACGGGUGGAUCGAUUUGCGGGUGUGUUUAUUCACCCCCUAGGUGUAAUUUAGCAACGACUCUUCCACGCAUCAAAGUUGCCCAAUCAAAGGCAAACGUCUUAACAAGGGAAACUAAACCGAAUCAAAUUAAUUAUGUUAGCCAUUUCAAACCGAGGAGGAGAGAUUGAAUAAUCUACUUAAAAAAGGCGGAAGAGCUGCGGAAGCAGCAAAGAAAGAGAGAGACGGACGGACAGAAAGACAGAGCAGCAACACAAGUCACAAGGUGAAGGAGACAAAUUUCUGCGCUCUCAUCUUUGCGUAGUGGAGUUCCUCUUGGGUCAGCUUCAACUCGUUCCGUGCUGAAACGCCUCUGUGCCCAAUUCCGACUCCCCACCCACUGAACCAUAAGAUCACCAAGUUUUAUUGAUUUGCUGCUCAAAAGAGGACAAGGGUCUCUUUUGAUUAGCACCUUGAAAUUUCCCUGAUUUCUUUCUUCUUACUCAUUGGCUUCUGCUGAGUUCUACUGGGUUGGCCGGAGAUUUUGACCAAUCGAAGCUUUGUUGUCCACCAGCUACUUCUUCUGGAGCUUGAGAUGUUCAACUAUUGAAUUUUAAUGGGUACAAGGUAAUUUCAUUUGUCUUCUGUUUCUGGGCUUGUAGCAUUUUGCACUUUUUGGUUCUUCCUCGUAUCAAUCAAAAGCACGAAUCCCCAAUAGUUUUUCGGUCUGCUCCUUUGACUGAUAGUAGAUAGUUCUUGUUCACGCUGAAAGUUGCUUGCUUGAAUGACAUCAGUGAUCGUAUAAUCAUGCUUACAUAUUGUUCGAGGAAACUGCUUCUAUCAUUGCUUUCAGAUUGAAUCCCAGCUCGUAUUGGAUUCGUUGAAGUUGUUCUUUAGUUAAAACUGUUUUCCCUAAUGUAACGGUUCUUGAGCAGGAAAUAAUGGAGUCUCCAUGAAUGUGGAAAUGGGUCGUGGUUUGGUAGCUCAGAAUCUUUCUAUUGAUACUCUAAUGUAAAGUUGUGUAGUUGGAUAUCAUUGGUUAUGUUCUUGUGUAGCUUCCCCAUAUGGUUUGGUAUAGGAAUGCACAAGUCGAUAAAAAAUGUAUCCUGAUGAUUAGCUGUUUCUUGAUGAGCAACCCUUAUUCACUUUUUACUAUUAAUGAUAGUUUGAGUUCCUGAACCUCAUUAUUUAAUAUGGUCCUUUUGUUGAAGUGCAAUUUUCUGGAUUUCUUUAGCCUUUGUUUCACUGGGACUCAUUUGAUUUCACGUUAUCUCGUGCUUACCCUUAUUCAUCCAGUCUCUUGGUUGGUCUGCUUUUAACCAAAGCAUUCUCAUCAGCAAAACAAUCCUUGACCUUGAAUGAUUACUGUGCUUGGAUCAAGUCUGUAGUGUCUUGAAAUUCCUUUCAAGAUUGUUACUUUCCCACCGUGUUUGAGUUAUUAAGUACAUCAUUGGCAGUGUGACUGAUGUGGGUGUGUAUUAUUUGUUGUAGGUCUCUCUCCAUAGAUACUCCGGAUUCUCUUUAUGAGAGAGAUCUGGUAGAAGGAGCAGGUAAAGUUAGCCGAGGUGGAGGGAGUUUCAAAAACCAUGACUCCAGUUUGGUUGUAGAGCAGAGGUCAAGUCCAUUGAGAAGAGAAGCAGUCAACAGGUCAGCAUUUGCAAUGAAGACACAUGAAAAUGGAGAAAUUGAUUUGGAAGAUGGAAAGUUGGAAAAGCCUGUAGAUAAACUUAUGCGCAGUAACAAAGUAAUCGUGCAUAAUCAGGCCUUAUUAGCUGGCCUAGCAUAUUGUAUUUCUUCGUGCAGCAUGAUACUGGUCAACAAAUUUGUGCUUUCCAGCUACAACUUCAAUGCUGGUAUAUCUUUGAUGUUGUACCAGAACUUUAUUUCAGUAAUUAUCGUAACAUCAUUGAGCCUCCUGGGGGUAAUCUCAACAGAACCACUAACAUGGAGAUUGAUCAAAGUCUGGUUGCCUGUUAAUGUCAUAUUUGUUGGAAUGCUCAUCACAAGCAUGUUUAGUUUGAAGUAUAUCAAUGUUGCCAUGGUCACAGUUUUGAAGAACGUGACUAAUGUUAUCACUGCAGUUGGCGAGAUGUAUCUAUUCCAGAAGCACCAUGAUAAUAGAGUGUGGGUGGCUUUAUUCUUGAUGAUUGUUUCAGCCAUUUCCGGAGGCCUCACCGAUCUCUCUUUUCAUGCUGUUGGCUACACAUGGCAAAUCAUUAACUGUUUUUUGACUGCAUCAUAUUCGCUCACUCUACGUCGGGUGAUGGACACAGCAAAGCAAGUUACUAGAUCUGGGAACCUAAACGAGUUCUCAAUGGUCAUGCUCAACAACACUCUUUCUCUUCCUUUGGGCCUUGUUCUCAUAUUUGUAUUCAAUGAGGUGGACUACCUCACAACCACCCCCCUUUUGAGAUUACCAGUUUUCUGGCUAGUAAUGACGUUGAGCGGGUUCUUGGGCCUCGCUAUCAGCUUCACGUCUAUGUGGUUUCUUCACCAGACAGGGGCUACCACAUACAGCCUAGUUGGAUCAUUGAAUAAGAUUCCUUUAUCUCUUGCUGGCAUCCUGUUGUUCAAAGUACCUACAAGCUUGGAGAACUCUGCUAGCAUCCUCUUCGGUUUGUUGGCUGGAGUAUUUUUCGCCAGAGCUAAAAUGCGCGAGAGACCAUAAUUUGGUGACUGAAUCUGAUGGCAAAACUGCUGAUGCAUACAGCAUUAGGUAUCUCCCUCCUUAGCUCAUGGAAGUGCAUGAAACCCUGCUAACUUCGAGAACCACUGGUCCAAAUAGAUUUUGUACACUUAUUUUCCAAGCCGCCAUCUGGGUCAGCUGCUACUACCUUAAUACUUCUGCAAUGGAAUGCGAGGUCUGCAUUCCCUCUUUACUGCCAUCCAUUUUGCUUAUGAUAAUUGAUGUAUGUAUCUGUGUGUUUUUGUUGGGCAAGACGCCCAUUGUAUCAGCUCUUUCUUGAACUGGCCACUGGGUGCUUCUAGGAUAUGAUGAUUAGGUCCCAGAAAUGGCCAUUUGCAUUGUAUUGUAACUUAUAUGAACCGAACCCUUGCUCAAGGGAACUAAAAACGAAUGAAGAGCAAGAGGAUCACGAUAACCUCUGAUAACAAAGAUACAAUACAAUGAUAAAGUAUCU
This is a messenger RNA of Linum trigynum, 3393 nucleotides long. Lineage: Eukaryota; Viridiplantae; Streptophyta; Magnoliopsida; Malpighiales; Linaceae. The record is from the annotation of a GenBank genome assembly.